Drosophila suzukii is the source of this 527-nucleotide messenger RNA. RefSeq lists its product as uncharacterized. Lineage: Eukaryota; Metazoa; Arthropoda; Insecta; Diptera; Drosophilidae. The record is from RefSeq and is a predicted model, not a curated record.
AGCUGCGACUGACCUCUUAAAAAUUCAAAUAAUUUUAAGAAUCUCUGAAUGUUUUACAUAAAACUUUCCAGCCCGUUGUUGGUCCGAAAUUCAUAAUCUGCUAUGCGAGAAACCAGAAGACGUCAUGAAUUGAAAAUUGCAAGGUGUCAAUCUGGAACCGGAAAUACCAAAAUUGUCCAGUUACAUCCCAUAAGCUAUGGACGAGUCGACGGCGAUAACGAUUAUAGACUACGAAGAUUUAGAAAGCAAUGUAACAGUUGCGGCGAUAAAAACAACCACUUAUACACCGGCAACUACCAUUGGCCUGUGGGGACUUUUGUUCGUAUUCGUCAUAAUAAUCCUCUUCAUUGCCCUGUGUUGUACAUGCAUGGGACUUCUGGUCCUCUUCGGGUGUAUUAAAUCCUUUCUCUGUUUUCACUGUCGACGUCGAGAUGAACAGUAAAGGGAAAGAGGUCCCUGAAAAAGACUUGAGAUUCCUGUAAUACGCUCAUCGAAACUCUGAUUUGUGCUAAUAAAAUUAUAUUUUG